GAAUUCGAAAGAUACGCGCUGCUUUUGUCAGCGACCGGAACCAAACAGGAUACAAACAUCAUAAAUAGCCACAAUCUCCUGGUCUUGUUACUUGCCCUUCUACCACCACCGCAUCCCCGAUCAUCGUCGUACAAACUCAUCUGUAAGUCCUCUUCUAGUUUUCAAGGGGAAUGUAUCUUACUCACUAUCUAUACCUUGUUCAUACUCCGUUGUCUUGGCAUCGCAUGCGAUGAUCCUGCGUCUAUGCCCACGACUUAAUCAUAUCGUCUGAUCAUGUGCGAUUCUGGUCGAUCUCUCGGCGAUUCGUUCUGGCUUGUUAAUGCAGUCUCGAAUCUUGUAUAACAACUCGCUGCCAUGGCCUUGAAGCGCAUUAACAAGGAAUUGAUCGACCUCGGACGUGACCCACCCUCAUCCUGCAGUGCAGGCCCUGUAGGCGACAACAUGUUCUCAUGGCAAGCAACAAUCAUGGGCCCUACUGACUCACCGUAUUCGGGCGGGGUGUUCUUCCUUACAAUUACGUUCCCAACCGAUUACCCCUUCAAGCCACCCAAAGUCAGCUUUAGGACGAAGAUCUAUCACCCUAACAUUAAUGCCAAUGGAUCUAUCUGUCUGGAUAUUUUGAGGGAUCAGUGGUCACCAGCGUUGACUAUAUCAAAAGUGUUACUUUCGAUUUGUUCAAUGUUGACGGAUCCCAAUCCCGAUGAUCCUCUGGUACACGACAUCGCCCAUCUGUAUAAGACUGAUCGUACCCGCUACGAAGCAACGGCUCGGGAGUGGACAAGGAAGUAUGCCACGUAGUACGGUGUCCAUUUACUUCUCUAAGCGGUACACAUGAGUUGUAUUGGUCGGCUGUAUGAAAGUGCAUCAACAUCCGUUGUACAUCAUUGCAUGUCUAUGUUUUUAGUAUCCCCCCUUUCGCUUGUUUGUACCAAAUGAACGAUGAAUCGUCCAGGAAUCCAUCUCAGUCUGAUACUGCUA
Molecule: messenger RNA, 978 nt
Organism: Suillus subalutaceus
Lineage: Eukaryota; Fungi; Basidiomycota; Agaricomycetes; Boletales; Suillaceae
Product: ubiquitin-conjugating enzyme/RWD-like protein
Exons: 5
Coding region: 355-798 (147 amino acids)
Biological process (GO): protein polyubiquitination; ubiquitin-dependent protein catabolic process
Cellular component (GO): nucleus
Molecular function (GO): ubiquitin conjugating enzyme activity
Source: RefSeq, a predicted model, not a curated record